Messenger RNA from Mercenaria mercenaria, 1214 nucleotides. RefSeq names its product renalase-like. Gene Ontology annotation, cellular component: extracellular region. NCBI's taxonomy places the organism in Eukaryota, Metazoa, Mollusca, Bivalvia, Venerida, Veneridae. The transcript is spliced from 7 exons. Bases 105 to 1166 code for a protein of 353 amino acids. The record is from RefSeq and is a predicted model, not a curated record. Gene Ontology annotation, molecular function: oxidoreductase activity, acting on NAD(P)H.
UUAUCUCCUGCAUAGAAGAGCGGUGUCGGUAUACUUUUGUCCGUUGCAAAGAAAAAGUCUUUGCAAAAUUUAAAAUACUUUUUGAAGAUAAAGUAGAUGUUGUCAUGUUGAAAACAAUGUUAGAAAAGGUUCUAAUUAUUGGGACAGGACUGACUGGUGCCACAGUCACCGCGUUAUUAAGACAAGAUUUAUGCAAACCCGGAGCAAUUUCUAUGUGGGACAAGAGCAAAGGCAUAGGAGGCCGCAUGUCAACCAGCAGGUGCAACAAAGAUGGUAGAUGCACUGUGGACCUCGGAGCUCAGUACAUAUCUGCUACCCCAGACUAUCAACAGAGCCAUGCCAAAUACUAUGCUGAGCUGACAGAAAAGGGGGUAUUACAGAGGCUUGAUUGUGAGAUAGAGGGACAUCAGGAUAAAGUUCCAGGAACCAAACAUUUUGUGACACCAGAUGGUGUUAGCUCACUAGUCAAGUAUUAUGUGAAUAAAGCAGAUCCUUUACUUGGGAAAGGUUACUUGGUCAAGGACGUUUCAGUAGCAGACGACAAGGUGAAGGUCACAACAGAUGAAGGUCACUCAGAGCAAUUUGAUGCUGUAGUGAUUACAAUGCCAGUAGCUCAGAUUUUACAACUCCAAGGAGAUAUAGCUUCUUUGAUUGAUAAGAAAGAUGUGAGAUCAGCCUUACAGUCAGUGAGUUACUCAUCAAGGUUCGCUGUUGGCCUGUUUUAUGAACCAGGAACAAAGUUAGAUAUUCCAUGGGCAGCCAAGUAUAUCACAGAUAAUCCAUGUAUACGAUAUGUGUCUGUCGAUAAUAGGAAGAGAGGAAAAAAUAGUGAUGAUGUUGGACCCUCUAUAUGUGUGCACACUGCAGCCCCUUGGGGUUUGAAAAAUAUUGAAAUGGAUAAAGAUGAUGCAGCUGUGGAGAUUCUGAAACAGUUAAAAACAGUAUUACCAGGACUACCAGAUCCUGUAGAAGUCAAAGGUCAUAAAUGGAGAUAUUCUCAGGUACACAAAGGUUACCCUGACAGCCCUGGUUGUGUUGUACUAUGUGAGAAGCCGGCAAUUAUUCUUGCAGGAGAUGCCUUCACUCACAGUAAUUUUGAUGGAUGUCUAGAGUCAGCCAUCUCUGUGCAACAAACAUUAACAAAAUUAAUCAAAUCUAAAGUUUGAUCUGUGAUAUAUUUAUAUUUAAUUUAGCAUAUAAAAAUUUGCUCUCAG